GAAGUACACAACACAACUACAGGUAACCUGCAGCCAUGGAGGAUGGCCGGGAAAGUGGUUUGGGGACCGGAACCGACGAAGCAGGGUCCAGCCUGGGUCGCCAUAGCCCAUCUCUCUUUCUCCAGCUACCAAGCAACCAGACACUGCGUUUCCGUGGCAACAAGGCAGAGGCCUGGGGAGCAGCUUUAGAGGGGGGAAUAGAGUCCUCGGUGGUUCCCCAGGACUGUGUGGUGGGAGAGGAGGAGGAGGAAGACCAAAGACCUCUGAAAGAGCUGCCCCUCUGUCUUGAGGAAAAACGGAGGCUCAGGUUUCUGCAGGAGCAGGCAGCCAGCAGGCUCAGCGGUUGGCGGCUCUGGCGUGUGGAAAAACAACGGACAUUACGGCAUCUUAGGAGCCAAGCAGGCACAGUGAUGUCAUAUGUAGUGAUGUGGAAGAGCACGCUGCGCCACAUUGAAGGCCACUUUGGAACAGGGAUCCAGUCAUACUUCAACUUUCUGCGAUUCUUGGUCCUGAUGAACUUUGUUGCCUCUUUGCUGGUGGUGGGAUUUGUGAUCGCUCCCAAUGCAGCAUUCGAGGCCCUCCACCUCAAUUGGACAGGUCGACCAAACAACGUCUCGGCAAAUGCCUCUUGUGUGCAUUAUGACCCCUCUGCCCACGGCUUGGUCAGCUACUUUUCCUACAUCAUGGAUCUUCUGUCUGGCAAGGGUUUUAUGGAACUCACCUACCUAUUCUAUGGCUACUAUCAAAAUUCAGCUGUCGAUUUUGCCAGUUUCUCGUACAAUGUCCCUCUUGCAUAUCUGCUCACAGCAUUCUUCUACCUCCUCUUCUGUCUGAUAUGGAUUGUACAGAGGUCAGUCUAUUGUCUCAAACACAGCUUGGUUAGUGAAGAUGCUUCCCUUGGAUCCUACAGCAACAAAGUCUUUGCUGGCUGGGAUUUCGGUCUGAUGCAGCACAGUGCGGUGCAGUUAAAACACAAGAGUAUUCGCUACGAGCUGCGGAUGGAUCUGGAGGAGGAGGCACUCCGGAGGCGCCUGGCAGAGAGGACCACAAGGCAACGAGCCACUCUCUACAUCCUCCGAGGCUUGCUCAACCUUCUGGUUUUAAGCCUCUUGGGUGGAGGCUUUUUCUGCAUCUACCUGGCGACGAGCUAUUCCCAGUGGCUUCUGGGAUCGGCAGACUCCCCGGUCAAAGGUCAAUACAUCUUGGAGCUGCUGGUGGCUUAUCUCCCAUCUAUUGUUAUCACAGUUGCUAACCUCCUUAUCCCAAUUAUUUUUGGGGUCAUCGUGCAACUAGAGAAAUAUCCACUCAGCUUUGAAAUCAAAAUCACUCUUCUCAGGAAUGUCUUCCUCCGUCUUGCCAGCUUGGUGGUUCUUCUUAUCUCACUUUGGUCUCAGAUUACUUGUAGUGGGGACCCAAAAGAUUCCAAUUGCAAGGACUGUGGAUACAGCCAUCUAUUCCCGUGCUGGGAGACUUCAGUGGGGCAGGAAAUGUACAAGCUGUUGAUCUUCGACCUGCUGAUCAUGUUGCUCGUGAUGUUAUUUGUGGAGUUUCCAAGGAAGAUAUUGGUGACAUAUUUGCCCUCCUGCCCAUUACUUAAAUUAUGGGGCCAGCAAGAGUUCAUGGUGCCCUCCAAUGUCCUGGAUCUGGUGUAUGGACAGACCGUGUGCUGGACAGGCGCUCUCUUCUGUCCCCUGCUGCCUGUACUCAACACUCUCAAAUACAUUAUGAUCUUCUACCUGAAAAAGCUAACCCUCUAUGCCAACUGCCGGCCAGCUGAACGGACAUUUCGAGCAUCCAGCUCCAAUUUCUUUUUCCUGUUGGUUUUGCUGAUGGGUCUGACUAUUUCUUGUGUUCCUGCCCUAUACAGCAUGUUUGUUUUGCCCCCUUCAAAAUCUUGUGGCCCAUUUCGAGGUGAGCCCACCAUGUGGAACACAGUUUCCAAUGCCAUUUCUGAGUUGCCCCUCACGGCCCAAGAAUUCCUGGAGUUUGUAGGCUCUUUGGCUUUUGCAGUGCCCUUGUUCCUGUUGCUGAGCAUCCUCAUGUUCUACCUCAUGGCUCUCGCUGGUUCCUACAGCUCCAUGGUCAAAGGUCUGAAAGGGCAGCUCCGACUGGAGGGUCAGGACAAGCUUUUCUUAGUAAAGCAGAUCUCCGAGUUGAGCCAAUGACACAGAAGAAUGUAUGCCAAGACUGUUGGAUCAGAAACUGUUGGAUGCCAUUGGUUUUUAUUAUAUCAAUUCUGCCAACUUGUACCCUCCAGUUCUACUUCUAGAUGCUACGGCCUCUUGUUCUUCUUCAGUUCUCUCCAAACAGUUCUCCGUCCACUUAAAACUGCUCCACAAUAAUGUAUUUUUAAUGCCUUCUCAUAAGGAAGAGUAAUUGUUAGACUCAGAACUGAUACGGUUGGCUCUGGGCAUGGCAUCUCUAUUAAGGGUUAAAGAAAUUUAAAAUGAGCUGCAAUGCAAACUUUUGAAAUUCUGAUUUCAAAUAUUAUGAAAUUUCAGGAUUAUAGGGAGAAUUUGAAUUUUCAUAAAAGAAUAUUAAAAUUUUGUGGAUAAAAAGUCAAACCUUGGUAUUAAGAACAUUUGAAUACAUUCGGGUUUUUUUUGAAACACAUGCAGACGUUGUUACAUGUACUGUGAAUUAUACAGGUGAGUAGCCAUGGUGGUCUGCAACAGAACAAGAUUAGGGUCCAGUAGGUCGUUAAUGAUCAACAAGAUUAGCUUUCAAGAGUCAAAUCUUUCUGAUGAAGGGAGCUUUAACUCUAGAAAGCUUAUACUCCGAAAAUCUCGUUGGUCCUUAGGACUCAAAUCUUGCUGUGAAUAACAUUUGUCAAAAUGUGACCCUUUAGAUUUCUGUAAAAAUUUCAAGUGUAAAAUUCUCUGGGAAUUAUUUCAAAGUAGAGAAAAAGUCAAUCUGGUGUAGACCCAGAUUCAAACCAUCAUGGGUGACCUUAGCUAGUCAUUUUCUCUCAGCCUAUCCUACCUAACAGGCUUGUUGUGAGGAUAAAAUGGAGAAUGCUGUCAUAAACUCUUUGAAGGAAGGGUGGGAAUAAAGUUCCCUAAUAAAAUUAAAAGAUGUGUAGGAUUGGGACGUUAUGGUGGCGUGUGUGUGCGCGCAUGUGCGCCACUGCAAACUAUUUCUCAGCUGCUUGGGCCCCUGUAUGUAAUAUGGGGACAACACUACCAGGCUACCUUGCAGGGUUGUUGUAAGACUCACUUUGAACUACUGUAGACAAAAAUAAAAUAUUAUUUAUAUGUUACUAGUAAUACUAA
Eublepharis macularius is the source of this 3272-nucleotide messenger RNA. RefSeq names its product transmembrane channel like 4 (gene TMC4). The transcript is spliced from 16 exons. Gene Ontology annotation, cellular component: plasma membrane. Gene Ontology annotation, molecular function: mechanosensitive monoatomic ion channel activity. The record is from RefSeq and is a predicted model, not a curated record. Bases 36 to 2165 code for a protein of 709 amino acids. NCBI's taxonomy places the organism in Eukaryota, Metazoa, Chordata, Lepidosauria, Squamata, Eublepharidae.